Penicillium diatomitis is the source of this 861-nucleotide messenger RNA. Its product is annotated as putative pyroglutamyl peptidase type I. NCBI's taxonomy places the organism in Eukaryota, Fungi, Ascomycota, Eurotiomycetes, Eurotiales, Aspergillaceae. The transcript has 2 exons. Gene Ontology annotation, biological process: proteolysis. The record is from RefSeq and is a predicted model, not a curated record. Bases 1 to 861 code for a protein of 286 amino acids.
AUGGGAGACUACGGCCCCGCGGUCCCGCCGACCGAGUCCUCUCCGGCGGGCCAGCACUCGCCAUCUCCGUCGACCUCCACCGACAUUUCCGUGCUGAUCACGGGCUUCGGCCCAUUCAAGACAAACCUCGUGAACGCAUCGUACCUCAUCGCCUCCUCGCUUCCUCCCUCGCUAGACUUCUCUUCAGGAAAAGGCGACGAUGGCUCUACUGAACGUCGCAUCACUCUCAAUGUCUAUCACUCUCCCAUUCGUGUGGCAUACGCCACGGUCCGAGAGAUGGUCCCUCGGAUCCUAGAAGAAUAUGCAGCCACACACGAUGGCCAGCGGCCAGACUUGAUCCUUCACAUCGGAAUCGCCUCGCCUCGUCCAUACUACUCGGUGGAAUCUCUCGCUCACCGCGAUGACUAUGUAAUCACAGAUGUCGACGACCAGAAGGGAUACGAAGAAGGGGAGAAGCGGUGGCGUGAACUGGGACUCCCACCCAUCUUGGCGCCCGGUCUGGCCACAGAAGAGGAUAUCAAGGGGGUGAGGCGCUCAGUCAGUGAGGAAUCAGAGCAACCGUUUCAUAGAGUCGUACCCUACCCGCCAGACGACCAUUUCUUGCACGUGUGGAAAUCGAACGCUCCUCGUUUCCUCGAUUUGCGCAUCUCGCGAGACCCCGGCCACUAUUUGUGUGAUUUUAUCUUCUAUACGAGCUUGGCUGCGGCAAAGCUGCAAGGUGCGGAUCGCAAUGUGCUCUUUUUGCACGUCCCAGGUGGAGCGGCCGAUCAUGACAUCGAGCGUGGUCGGAAUGUGGCACUUGCGUUGAUAAAGACCAUGGUCACCUGCUGGAUUGAUGAUAAGCGGAAGGAUUUGGCGUGA